Coccidioides immitis RS is the source of this 618-nucleotide messenger RNA. RefSeq lists its product as uncharacterized. The coding region runs from base 1 to 618 and encodes 205 amino acids. The transcript is spliced from 3 exons. NCBI's taxonomy places the organism in Eukaryota, Fungi, Ascomycota, Eurotiomycetes, Onygenales, Onygenaceae. The record is from RefSeq and is a predicted model, not a curated record.
AUGGCGACCAACACAGCGUUACCCACCCUCAAGGAGCUGGAGGAGACUGCAAGAGCGGCGAUUGAUGCCCUGAAGCAGUAUCCUGAGUUUGGCAGUGCCAAACUUGCUAUCAUCGGAGGAACCGCCUUGUGGAAGUACAUCCCUAGCGGAAGGACCACCAAGGACGUCGAUUUCCUAAUCACUGUUUCUGGUGCCCCCCAGGCUGUGAAAACCAAGCUUCUCCAAAUGCCAAACUCCCGCUUUGCAGAAUACGCCCAGCUCUUCGUCUAUAAACACCCAAGCGGCAAAAACAUUCAAAUCGACUUCACCCCUGAGUGGCAGUCCGCAUAUGUUCCCGAAGCUGCAAAACCAAUCAGCACAAUCAAUUCGGCGGUCCUUCCAUACAUUUCUGCAGUUGAUCUACUUGCGCUCAAGAUCAAUACCUGCGGCAUGCGCCCGACAGUCGGCAAAAAGACCCAGGACGCCCUGGAUGCCAUGGCGAUCGCCGAGAAUAUCCUGGCACAAGGCCCGAUUGUGCUUACAAAUGUUCAAAAGGAGGCCGCAAGGGUUGGAAUUCAAGAUGUGGUGACUUGGAGCAAGCGACCGUCUACUUGGUGGAACCAGCAUUUGCAGCUCUGA